AUCAUUCCCAAGUCCUAGUCAAGCACUAAACAGCAGUAAAUUGUGAAAAGCAGUCCGCAAAAGGGUCACAGAUUCUGCAGUUUCUUUCUUCAAUCCUUAUGGAGUUGAUAUCUAUCAUCUGUGCAUCAUUUGUUUUCCUCCUUGUGCUAAUCAAGUUUCUGAAAAAACCCACCAAUGACUCAACUUUGAAAUUGCCCCCGGGGCCAAAGCCGCUUCCCAUUAUAGGAAACAUGCAUAAUCUCUUUGGCCCUUUAACACAUCACAUCUUAAGAGAUUUGGCCCAAAAAUAUGGCCCUUUGAUGCAUUUAAGGUUAGGAGAAGUUACCACAUUGGUUGUAACCUCACCUGAACUUGCAGAAGAGUUCAUGAAAACACAUGAUGUGAUUUUUGCCAAUAGGCCUCAGCUUCUGUGUCCCAGGGUUUUCAAUUAUAACUGCACUGACAUUGCAUUCGCCCCUUUCGGCGAAUACUGGAGACAGUUGCGUAAAAUCUGUGUUGUCGAACUUCUGAGUUCGAAGCGUGUUCAGAGUUUUAGGCCAAUUAGAGAAGAGGAAGUCCAUAAAUUUGUCGCAGGUGUUUACACAAAUCAGGGAUCAGUUGUUAAUCUUAGCAAAAUGCUCUGUUCAUAUACAUAUGGCCUAACGGCGAGAGUCGCUUUUGGGAAGAAGAACAAGUAUCAAGAAGAAUUCAUCUCGCUUAUCAUGGAAGCUACUAAGAUGACCUCUGGAUUUGCUAUAGCAGAUGUGUAUCCUUCCGUGAAGUGGAUUCAGGUGAUCAGUGAAAUGAGUCCUAAAAUCAAAAGGAUGCAGAAGCUUCUUGACAAAACUUUUGAUAACAUUUUCGGUGAGCAUAAGGAGAGAAGCAGGCAAGAAACAGUGGAAGGAGAAGCAAAAGAAGAUCUAGUUGAUGUUCUUCUGAGUGUUCAAAAGUCUGGUGAUUUUGGAACCCCUUUGAGCUUAGACAACAUAAAAGCAGUCCUUAUGGACAUUUUCAGUGCUGGAAGUGAGACAUCAUCUACAGCACUCGAAUGGAUUCUGUCAGAAUUGGUUAAGAGCCCGGAGGCGAUGAAAAAGACGCAAGAAGAGGUGAGAACAGCGUUUGAUGCAAGUGGUAAUGUUCAUGAAUCAGGCAUUCAUGAGUUGAAGUACUUACAGUUAGUGAUCAGAGAAACUCUGAGACUGCACCCGCCUGUUCCGAUGUUGAUUCCAAGAGAAAGCAGUGAGCAAUGCAGCAUUAAUGGAUUCGAUAUACCAGAGAAAACCCGAGUAAUCAUUAAUGCUUGGGCGAUUAGCAGGGAUCCUGAGCACUGGACUUACCCGGACAAAUUCAUUCCUGAGAGGUUUUUGGACUCCGCGAUCGACUACCAAGGGAAGGAUUUCAAAUAUAUUCCAUUUGGAGGUGGAAGAAGGAUAUGUCCUGGAAUUUCACUUGGUCUUGCAUCCAUUGAGCUGCUGCUUGCACAGUUGCUCUUCCAUUUUGACUGGAAACUUCCAGGUGGACAGAAGAACGAGGAACUAGACAUGACUGAGGUUUUUGGAUUGUCUGUGAGACGCAAAAAUGGUCUGAACUUGAUUCCAGUUCCAUAUGAUAAUAGUUCUUUAGUUAAGCAAGGUCAGGUUAGUUAGCUUUCUCGUUUCAAUUGAACUGACCUGUAUACGCAUACUUGCAUGAAUUAUAGGAGACUCUGUGUUCAAUCAUUAAACUAUGAC
Messenger RNA from Oldenlandia corymbosa var. corymbosa, 1709 nucleotides. Lineage: Eukaryota; Viridiplantae; Streptophyta; Magnoliopsida; Gentianales; Rubiaceae. The record is from the annotation of a GenBank genome assembly.